This is a messenger RNA of Culex pipiens pallens (northern house mosquito), 1401 nucleotides long. RefSeq lists its product as uncharacterized. NCBI's taxonomy places the organism in Eukaryota, Metazoa, Arthropoda, Insecta, Diptera, Culicidae. The record is from RefSeq and is a predicted model, not a curated record. The transcript has 3 exons. The coding region runs from base 1 to 1236 and encodes 411 amino acids.
AUGGAGUUUGAAUGUAACAAGGUCAUCACCAAAGAUCACUUAAAGGCUUUAAUUAACGCCGAAAACAUUGGCAAGGAUAAACAUGGGCUGACGGAAAGCGAUUUGAAUUCGAAGGAUAGGAUGAAAUUUAAGCCAACCGAACGCAUUAUGAGUAAAGAGGUUCGCGAAUGCCUAAAGGAGUUCGUACCGGAAUCCGAAGGAACCGUUUUUCUGCUUAAAGUAAUGAGCGAAACGCAUGCGGCGUUCUGCGAUGUAGACAUCGAGCCGCUGCAAAGGGUGUUUUACAUGUGGCAUGCUUUAUUCGUGGUACGAUGCUGGCGAAACAGCUGUCUCGCCAGAAAAACGGCUUCAAAGGAAUGUAUUACUUCAAAUGCAUACACAUGCAUGGAGUUAAAUGCGCAUGCUAUUGUAAUGCUGCUGGACAUGUGCAGAGAAUCUCCGGAACAAUUUUUAGUACUGUGUUUUUCAAGUCAACCAGCAGAGGAGCUGUUCCGGGAGUUGCGUUCCAUGACGACAACAUUGGAGACUGCAGUGGAAUUCAGCAUGAGGGAAAUUGGAGAUCGAAUCCGUCGUGCGUUCAUGAAGGUGUUAGUAUCAUACCGCCAAAAGGAAAAAUACACUUUUCCCAAUAUCAUCAAAAAGCUCGAAAAAUACCCGGCUGUGCAGCAGAUACCAUCAAAGGAAGCGAUUAAAAAUGAAAUUGAGCGUGCUAGGCUAGCAGCAUCUUGUAAUCUGGUCGAGCUUGGCCUUUCUAUCGAUGAACAAUCAUUCAAUGAUAGUUUAAAUAUGCGUGAUACUUCGGAAAUUGAAUUUGUUAGUACCGGAACCACGAUUGUCUCGGAUGAAGAAGAUGAAGACGAAGAAGAUCCACAUGAAUUUGAAUUCAUCAGCAUUUCAAAUAAGAACGACGAAACGGCCAGUGACAGCGCCAACGAGGAAGAAAAUCAAAUUGAAACCGAUAGCGACACCAAGAUAUCUGGCGAAGACGACGAAGAAGAAAUAAUAUAUAAUGCGAGUGAACUUUUCCCCAAAUUCGGCGGCGAGCUCAGGUUGAAGGGUAGCACUUCAUCGAAAAAACACACCUUCAAUAUAAGAGACUGUAGAGGAAAGGUACACCGUAUUAAAAAAAGCAAAGUUCUGUGGAUGAUGACGAAUGGCCGUUCGCGACAAGUUAAUACUCGCCUUGCAAGAUACAAACAGAAAACUCAACAAAACCAAACUUCGACAACAAGCUAACAAACAAGACCUAGACUCAUUCGACGAAAAAAAAAAAGCUCCUGAUGCCGAUGAAAAGACGAUUCCUUAGCUGGGCGUGAUCCUCACGAUCGCUUUCGUCGAACAGGAUCGACGGCCGAGACGCACACCACCGACCAGACAAUCCCUUAGCGGGGCGUGAUCAUC